Messenger RNA from Peronospora belbahrii, 837 nucleotides. The record is from the annotation of a GenBank genome assembly. NCBI's taxonomy places the organism in Eukaryota, Oomycota, Peronosporomycetes, Peronosporales, Peronosporaceae.
AUGCGCUUAAGGACGCUCACAAUAGCCCCACAGCGCGCCUUGUUUUCAGCCAAAGCUGGAUCUGGAGGCAUUGCUGGACCUAGGAUCACUGGAGUGCUGCGUUUCUAUAAAGAUGUAGACGUUAAACCCGUGGACGUGGAGGAAAAUGACGCUGAGCCGCGCAAGUUCUUUGCUGUGACGCUGGACGGAAAGAUAGUCAAGACACCAAGACAGCAACCUGUAUGUCUACCAACACGUGCAAUGGCGUAUGCAGUAGCUCAUGAAUGGGAUGCGCAGAGUCACGACAUCCGUCCCGCUACAAUGCCGAUCAUGACGCUCGUGUCUACGGCACUGGACCUUUUGUUUACAUCUAGCAGCCAAGAGGCCAUUGACGAGAUGAUGCAUUACUUUCACACGGAUACGGUAUGCUAUGAAGUUACAGCUGAUCAACAGGAGAAGCUUGUGUCACUGCAGCAGAAAAAAUGGAAGCCUAUUCGCAAGUGGUUCAGUGACACGUUUGAAGGACAAGUGGAUGUAAGCUACGGAAGCAUUGACGGACUGGUGCAUGACCAGCAUCUUGUCGCUAACGUUCGUGCGUACUUAGAGAAGCUAAACGACUUUGAGCUAACGGCGAUGAGAACGCUGACGAAGGAAUGUAAGUCUUUGAUAACUGCGUUGGCGGUCUAUAAGCGUCACAUCACGGCAAAGGAGGCAAUCGACAUUUGUCGCUUGGAGGAAGAGUUUCAAAUUAACAACUGGGGGCUUGUGGAGGGUGGUCACGAUCUCGACCGUGUGAAUUGUGCCGUAAAACUAUCGAGCGCAUCUUUCCUGCUUUACUUGCUAGAGAACAAGUACUAG